Molecule: messenger RNA, 1676 nt
Organism: Thamnophis elegans (Western terrestrial garter snake)
Lineage: Eukaryota; Metazoa; Chordata; Lepidosauria; Squamata; Natricidae
Gene: TERF2
Product: telomeric repeat binding factor 2
Exons: 10
Coding region: 22-1578 (518 amino acids)
Biological process (GO): protection from non-homologous end joining at telomere; negative regulation of telomeric D-loop disassembly; regulation of telomere maintenance via telomerase
Cellular component (GO): chromosome, telomeric region; shelterin complex; nucleus
Molecular function (GO): G-rich strand telomeric DNA binding; telomerase activity; double-stranded telomeric DNA binding
Source: RefSeq, a predicted model, not a curated record
UUCCGGGCGCCCGUCGGCUGGAUGGCGCAGGUGGCGAUGGAGGCGGAGGCGAACCGCUGCGCCGUCCUCUUCUACGCCCACCAGGCCUUGCGGGCCUUCCGGGCCGGGAGCAGCCAGGACUUUCGGGAGCUGCGCGACGUCCUCGCUGCCAUCCUGGCGCGACCGGUGGCCCUGGAGGAGCCGAUCCAGAUCCAGCUGCGCAUCAUCCAGAUCCUCUCCAGGCUGGAGGAAGAUUGGAACAUUAAUUCAGAAACUGAGCUAACUCCUCUUGAAGACGUGCUUGUCCUUCUAGAGAGGCUUGCAGAGGAACGCCUCAUCAGUGUGGAAAUAACAGAGGAAAUAAAGAGAAGAAUAAAGGAAGCUGCUGUGAUCACAUGUAUUAGGAACAAAGAAUUUGAACAUGCCAGCAAAAUCUUAAGGGAACACAUGUCGCAGGACCACAACCGCAAGCAAAUUAAAGAUAUUUUGCAUCAUGCCGUCCAAGAGAAAAAUUCUUCUCACCCGGCCAUCUGCCAGUUCUCCUACAACGCUUUCCAGCAGCAGAUUCUUCUCUUCUUUGAACCUUACUUGGAUAAUUCUGAGCCAUUUCUCUUAGUGAUGGCAAAAAAGUAUUGCGAUGAACGUCUGGAGUCCAAGAAGAGCCCAGCAGGAGCAGCUGGCAAGGAGAAACAAGAGGCCCCCAAGACCUCUGGGACAGCAAGUGGAGAGGGAGCAGGACAACUCAGUGAGGCAGGAGGACGGCCGGAGUCUGGAGCAGGAACUGGAGAAGCAGCAGCAAAAUCUUUGCCACCACCAGAUGAACAUGAAGUUAUGGAGUGCUUGGAGGCAGCCGGUGAGCCCACCAAAGCAUCCCCACAGGUGGAAGGAGCAACAGGGACAGCAGAGCCUGAUGCCACGGCCCCCGUGCCUGCAGCGUCCGAUGACUCCACUCAGGCCUCAAGCCUGAAGCCGGCUUUCUAUGUGCUUUCUGUGCUGAGAGAAGCCUUCAAGAGUCUUUCUGAUGCCCCAGACCCCGAGGAGGCAUUCUUGCUAUUGGACAAGACUGAUUGGACUUACUCCAGGCCACUCUUGCCUUCCAGCUCCCCCAGAGCUAAGCACCAGAAGAUGGGAGACACCACUGUCCUCAGCGGAGAGAAAAUCCAAUACCAUCGUUCUAUAGCCAACACCGUGCUGGGUAAAGAGGAAAAAUGCAAGAAAUCCGGGAAGUUGAUUGCAAAGACACCUGUGACUUUGCAAGUCCAGCCAUCCAAGCAGAAAGAGAUCCCCUUAAGUACACCGUGCCAAGGUUCCAGGGAGAACAAGCAAGUCACUCCUCCCCUUCUGCAAGAAGACAAGGAACACUGGAGCGAUGAAGAAGAGAUGUUCAUGGAUCAUAAAUCCGAGGGGUCAGUUGGCACCGACUUCACUGGGUCCAAGAGGAAGUGGACCCAGGAGGAAUCGGCCUGGAUAAAGAAAGGCGUGGAAAAGUUUGGGGAAGGCAACUGGAAGGUCAUUUCUCGAAGCUACCCUUUUAAGGAUCGCACCGCAGUGAUGAUUAAAGACAGGUGGCGGACUAUGAAAAAAUUGGGUCUCGUCUGAAUGCCUUGGGUUGAAUUAGAUGUUGAUAUGUUAAUAUGUUAAUAUGUUGUUUUCUAAGAUGUUAUGUAAAUUAAAAAUAAAGCAUUUAUAUUGAGUAA